CUCAGAGGAUGUCUGUGUUGCCACACUGAGUAGUGCCAUUUGGUAGAUUGAAGAGACAGCAUAGUUACUCAGAACUUAUAUUCUAUAAAGAAAUAAAAAAACACAGGAUUAUUCUUCAUUCAAUUUUUUCACUGGAGUUUGACAUUCAGAGAAUUAAUGGGAACGAUUUCUGAUGACAUCAGAAGGCUUCUCGAAGAUUGUGAGCUUUUUGUCUCAGGUAUUUUGCAGGAUGAAAACCUCAGCAGACAUGCUCAAGAAAAAAGAGAAAUACUACUAAACAACUUUCGAAUUGUUCACAACAGAAAUCCUCAGGAAUUUCCAUACAGACCUGAUGUCAGGUAUGAGGACAGUUCAGAUGACAACCACAGUAGCUUGGGACGCUCUGCUCCUUCUGAUGAUCAGUCUGUCCAUUCAGACAAUCAGGAGGACACUGCGCCUGAAUAUUUUGGAGAUAUUCCCAUAGUGGCAGCACAAGAUCUAAGUAAUAUUCUGAAGCAGGGCUAUCUGGAGAAAAAAAGACGGGAUCAUAGCUUAUUUAGGAUGGAGUGGCAGAAAAGGUGGUGUGUUCUGAACAAUACCAUAUUUUACUACUUUGGAAGUGAAAAAGACAAACAACAGAAAGGAUCGUUUUAUAUUAAUGGCUAUAGUGCAGAGCUGGUAUCCAACUUGCGUAAAGACUCCAAGAAAAACUGUUGCUUUGAGAUGAAUGCUCCAGGAAGGCGUUCCUACCAGUUCACUGCUAGCAGCCCCCGUGAGGCAAGGGAAUGGGUGGACCAAAUAAAUUUUGUCCUAAAGGACCUGAGUUCCAGCUUUAUCCCCUUUGAUGAUGAUGAGGAAGAGGAAGAGGAGGAUGAAGAAGAGGCAUAUGAUGAUAUAGAAAGGGCAGGAACUCCACCACCACAUCUCGGGCAGGUUUCUACUGCUGCCUUGCCUCCACCACCACCACCUAGUGGCCAGGAAGUGAAGAAGGACAGACCAGGGGCAGUAAGAGUGGAUGAAGAAGAGGAGGAAGAGGACAUCUAUGAAGUGCUGCCAGAGGAUGAGCUCUCUGACCAGUCUGAUGAGAGCACGAAGAAAAGGCAAAGAGCAGAUCCAUCAUCAGAUUACGCCAAUUACUAUCAAGGCCUGUGGGACUGUGAGGCAGACAAGCCAGACGAGCUUUCAUUUCUUAGAGGAGACCUCAUCUACAUUCUAAGCAAGGAGUACAACAUCUAUGGCUGGUGGGUUGGUGAGCUGCAUGGUAAUAUUGGUAUUGUACCCAAAGACUUCUUGCACCCUGCUUACAUUAUUUAAAUAGUUAAAGUAUGUAAAGCCCGAGUUCUAAGUCAUUGACCUUGGGCAUUCUUAAAAUCUUAAACAUACAACGCAGAUAAAAUGUCACUGACAAUUACUACGACCUAUUGAACAGAAGGCCCAAGACACACAAGAAUUCUAAUAAACAGCAUUGUCUGUGUUUGCAAACCAAAACUUUUAAAUAAGUAUGUAGUGACUAUGAUAGCCAACACCCUCUCAAUACUGACAUCUGUUGACAAAAGAAAAAAUAUAACAGCAGGAAGUAAAUAUUGAAUUAUGUCUGUUUUUUAAUAAACAGUUUUGGUCCCAAAAACGGUGUAAAAUUGUCUCAAUUAAUUAUUCUCUUUUUUUCAUAUACAUUUUC
Messenger RNA from Silurus meridionalis, 1657 nucleotides. It is a transcript of the gene skap1, whose product is annotated as src kinase associated phosphoprotein 1. NCBI's taxonomy places the organism in Eukaryota, Metazoa, Chordata, Actinopteri, Siluriformes, Siluridae. The transcript is spliced from 12 exons. Gene Ontology annotation, molecular function: protein binding. Gene Ontology annotation, cellular component: cytoplasm; plasma membrane. The coding region runs from base 157 to 1293 and encodes 378 amino acids. The record is from RefSeq and is a predicted model, not a curated record.